GUGUGUGUGAGGAGAAAACAUUGGUUCGGCUCCUCAUUUGGAUGCCACUGGGCUCCACGACCCGCGCCGCUGCGGCCGAUGGAAACGAGACACCCGAGAAAAUGUGCGCGAAUGUGUUCGGAGUUUUGAAAAGCCUGUUUGGGAAGCCCUUUGAUGGUGGCAAGAGGAUGGACCAUGGCGUCCCCCAGCAGCAGCACCCGGCGGAGCAGCAGCAGCACCCCGCCAUGAUGCGUCUGUACGAGGUGCACAAGGAGGUGGCGUCUCUGGGGCCCCAGGUGUGCAACUUCAGCGGCCUGCAGGCGGAGCGCGACUACAAGCGCCUGGAGCGCGAGCUGACGGCGCUGCUGCUCGCCGUGGACCAGGUGGACACGGAGGGGAGGGCGGAGCUGCAGGGGGCGCGCAAGCGGGCGGCGCAGGAGGUGGAGGGCCUGCUGCGCUACCUGGAGGAGAACGCCACCCACCCGUCCCGCGGCGCCAUCGAGGAGCUGAGCGACGAGGCGCGGCGGCUGGUGGACGAGCGCGUGGUGGCGCCGCAGCGCUCCGGCGGCGCGCCGGAGAUCAACGACGAGCUGGUGGAGGCGCUGCAGGUGAUGGUGCUGAAGCUGACGCAGGUGAAGACGGAGGGCCGCGUGCCGCUGCGCAAGGCGCGCUACCGGGCGCUCACGCGGCUGUGCGCCGUGCAGGCCGUGGUGGAGGGCCGCACGCCGCAGCAGACGCUGUCGCUGCCGCUGCCGGGCGACACCCACCGGGCCGUGCACCGCAUCAACCAGGUGAUGGCCAAGGUGAGCGUGGCGCGCGGCCACCUGGUGGCGCUGCUCAUGGGCCUGAGCGGCCGGGACAGCUGCGCCCACUUGAACCGCCUCCUCACGGAGAUGCAGGCGGAGCUGGACGCCAUGGACGUGUCCGGCAACGCGGCCAUCAGGAACUACAGGAAGCAGGUGGUGGAGGAGAUCAACGGGCUGCUGAAGCACCUGGACCUGGAGGGGGAGGGGGAGGACACGCGCAGGUACGACCUGGGGCAGAACGAGUCCAUCCGUGAGAUCGAGGCGGUGCGCGCCCACGUGUCCCACCUGCGGGACGGCGUGCUGCGGCACUGCGUGGCGGGCGACCUGAGCUUCAGGCCCAAGGCCGAGCUGCAGGGCCUCCUCACCCACCUGGACCAGGUGGACACGGCCAAGAACCCGUGCAUCCGAGAGGCCCGGCGCCGCGCCGUGGUGGAGGUCCAGGCCAUCAUCACCUUCCUGGACCUGCGCGAGGCGCUGACGCGCCGCCAGCCGGGCCCCGCCGAGCUGCCGGCGCACCGCGCCGUGUGGCUGGUCCUGGGGAGCCUCUCGGACCUGCAGGCCCAGGCGCUCGCCUUCAACGGCCGGCGGGUCGACAAGAGCUACAUCCUGCUGGAGGAGCUGCUCACCAAGCAGCUGCUGGCGCUGGACGCCGUGGACCCGCAGGGCGACGACAACACCAAGAUGGCGAGGAAGCAGGCGGUGAAGUUCGCCCAGAACAUUCUCAACUACCUGGACAUGAGGACGGACGGGUGGGAGUACUGAGAGGGGGAGGAGCCAGAUGAGUGUAAAUAAACAACAAACAAACCCAGACUGGUACCGUAUCAUUCCACGGGCUGUAGAUAUGGACUCAACAUACCCAGAAUGCACUGCAGCAGCGCUUUUUCUUUUGUCUCUCGGCUGAGAAGAACACGGAACUCCUUCUGGGAAAACUUGAGAUCCUUUGAGCGCUUGUUACGAUUUCUGUCUAAAUCUCCCAGAUAUGCGUCUGUUGUUUGGUGUGUGUGUGUGUGUGUGUGUGGUUGUUGAACCCUGCAGCCCUGUAAUCAUGCCUGUGAAGUGGGCGUGUCCUCCAGACUGCAUUGAUAUUGAUGAAGAGGGCGUGUCCUCAAGAAUGCAUUGAUAAAGUGGGCGUGUCCUCCAGACUACACAGGAUGUUUGAGGCCCCUCCCCCCCUUAGCUGUCUGUCUGUACAUGUUGUGACUUCCUGUGAUCCACUCGCCUGUAAAUGGAUCAGGUUUUUUAUUCAGAGAUGGAAGAGGAGGAAUCUUUUUGCUGCUGCUGUUAUUUGUUUCUACUGCUUUAUAGUGGAGAAGUGACUGAAGAAGAGGAUGAAGAGGGGUGAUGUGUGGAAGAGAGAACCCCAAAAAUCUCUGUGCCUUUAUUUUCCCUCGAGAAGGAAUUUGCACUUCUCGUCAGAAAUUGAGGCUCUUUCGAAAACACAAACAAACAAAAUGAGGGACAGGUGAGGCCAACAAUAAUAAAAAUAACGAGUCACAUUGAGCUUUUCACAACAACAACAAGUUGUUAUCAUUACUGAUUCACUUCCCAGCUUUCUGCUCAACUCAGUUAAAACAUUAUUUUUUUGUUUUGAGAUUAAUUCAAAUAUAUUUAAUAUAUUGAGAAUAGUACUGAAGUGCAGUCUUUAGGUACUUUCAGUAUGUACAUUUCUCCUAUUAAACGUUUUACUCCUCUACAUUUAUAUAAUAUUUAAUUUGCAGUCCCUGAUUAUUAAUACAAACUGAUACAUUCUGAUGUAUUAUUCCAGAUUAAACUACGCAGCAGUAUUUUAAAGCAAUUUAAAUUAUCUUAUUUAUUCUGAACGGAGCCGUUCUGCAUCGGGAGAACUUCAAGUCGACUUUGAUGCGAGAACAUUGAAUGAAGGACUUUUACUUUUAAACAAAUUAGUUUCUAGAGUUUCUAUUUAAAUUUAUGAUUUCAUGGAUUCAUUGUUGAGAAGAAAAAUGAAGAAUAUCACCAGAUUUAUGUUUUAAUAGAAUUAAAAGUAAAGAAAGUCGACUCCUUCAAAUACCGUUCAUAAAAUAACUUUUCUCCACCCGGACGUCUUGGAUUCCCCCCCCACACACACACACACACACACACACAUUGAAUGUUUCGUUUGUUUUCAUCAGACCAAAGUUUGACUGAAUCUGUUUGAGGAGCCGGUUGCACCAGCUGACGUAGCACAUAUCUGAGGUACUUAUACCUCCGUUAAAUGUUAUUUAACUAUUUUAUUUCACUACGUAUAUUUAUAACAGCUUUGGUAACGUUUCACUGGAAGAUUGUAAUGCACAAAACGUGCAAUAAGUUUAUGAAAUAUGAUCCAUUUCGACACUAAACUAGUAUUCUAAGUGAAAGAAUGAUCCAGCGUUCAUAUUUAUAUUCAUGAUUAUGACCAAAUAGAAUCCCAUAAUAUGCUACAACACUUGCUCCACAUUGAGUACUUUAUCUUAGUUGCUAAUAAUGCAACUUUACGUUUGACUAAUUUUUAAUGCAGAGCUUGAACUUGAGUAUUUCUACACUUAUUAAUACUUUUUCUUUAGUAUAUUUUAAUACUUCUUCCACCACUGAAUUAAUGUUAAACCUCUUGAAAUAAAACAUUUUUUUGACAGAGCCAGGUUUGCAGUUGCCCCUUUUCCAAUCUUAAUGCUAAGCUAAUUUAGCAGGCUGCUAACGGUAGCUUCCUAUUGAACGUGAAGACCCCCGAGAGACGCGUCUAUCUUCUCGGCUGACCGUUGGCAAGACAGCCAACAGGAGUAAUGUACAAAAUGUCAAACUAUUCCAUUUAAUUAUGUUUUAGCAACUUUUAGCUGGUGCAACAUGGCGCUCCAUCCAGCUGCCGAUCCUACGACGCAGGAAGAAGGUUGAUUGUUUAAAUGUGGCGAAAUAUAUGAAAAAGAAAGAAAAAAGAUGAUUUUAGAAAGUAAAAGCACCAGAAAGGAGACAAUUAACUUCCUGAGCUUCAGCUGAAGGUCGUUUUAUUUAAAGCUUUUCUUACUGUUCCUGAGUCGCUGUGGUUUUUUGCUGAUUCGCUGUUCUCACAGAAACGUGUUCUGUAUCAAAAGGUUAUUGCAUCUGAUUUAUUUUCUGAAGUCGCCUUUAGCUGCAUUGAUUGUUCGGCUUCUGCUGCUUCUUCAGACGCGCUUGUACAAAUAAAAAUAAAAGCACACAGACUGAAAACAAACCCAAAAAAAACAAGGUUGUGUGAAUGCUCCUGGAUGGUUGUUUUGAAUUUGUAUUCCCACUGCAAAAUAAAGACGGCGUGUCUUGAUCAGUG
Molecule: messenger RNA, 4059 nt
Organism: Pseudoliparis swirei
Lineage: Eukaryota; Metazoa; Chordata; Actinopteri; Perciformes; Liparidae
Gene: bag5
Product: BCL2 associated athanogene 5
Exons: 3
Coding region: 42-1547 (501 amino acids)
Biological process (GO): negative regulation of protein ubiquitination; protein stabilization; regulation of inclusion body assembly
Cellular component (GO): membrane; cytosol; nucleus
Molecular function (GO): adenyl-nucleotide exchange factor activity; protein-folding chaperone binding
Source: RefSeq, a predicted model, not a curated record